Messenger RNA from Anopheles maculipalpis, 1164 nucleotides. RefSeq lists its product as uncharacterized. NCBI's taxonomy places the organism in Eukaryota, Metazoa, Arthropoda, Insecta, Diptera, Culicidae. The coding region runs from base 1 to 1164 and encodes 387 amino acids. The record is from RefSeq and is a predicted model, not a curated record. Gene Ontology annotation, cellular component: extracellular region. The transcript is spliced from 2 exons.
AUGAGGUCCACAGUAAAUAUCGGCUUGGUGCCGAUCAUUCUCGUGCUGAUCGCCUACUGCUCCGGAGCAAUCGCCGACAAAGGUUCCUGCAACUCGUCGGAUAACUGCACCCGGACGAUUUACACCUGGGAAGGUGGACGUAUUGUGUGGCCAUGUCCCACCACCAAACGGCUCAUUACCAGCACCGGCAAGUACACGCCGCGUGAUCUGAUCGCGAUGCGUUGCCAGCGUGCCGGCAAACACACGCUGUGCGUUUUCCCGCGCUACAAAAGCAGUAAUCCGAUCACGCUGAGCAAGGUGUACGCCACCAAGAAGGGUUGUGACGUCAAGUUCGAACCGUUCCCGUGCUGGAACGAGCAGGAGGAAGGCAACUGCAAUGCGCUCCAGUCCGCCAUCGAUCUGUACAGCGACGGAGACUACGUGUGGGUGCUGGACAGUGGCGUAACGCAAUCGCAUCGUGCACCGUUGCAACGAUGCCCGCCAAAGGUGGUGGUAUAUUGUAGCAAAACUGGCAAAAAGCUAAAAACGAUUAAUCUGGCCCGAUUUGUGACGGAAAAAUCGCGCCUCCAGUACAUCCAGGUGGAGUGUCUGAAGGGUGGCCGAUGCUACGUGUACGUGAGCGAUCCGGGCAAUAAUGCGAUCAUCGUAUACGAUGUGUAUAACGGGCGUGGCUAUCGGGUGAUUCUGCCGAAGGCAGUCCAUAUGGGUUGUCGCUAUCGAGACAUGCUGUACAUCUUCCUAUCGAAGCACAAGGACGGUACGCGGCUUUACUUUACGUAUCUUGGCGGUCAUCGUCUCUUUGCGAUCAAGACGGAACAUCUGCGUAAGGGACAUGGUGGCAACAUUAUAGACAUUGGUGAGAAACCACACGUACCGGUGUUCCUCGGAACGGACGGUGGUCCCGGUGUGUUCUUCCGGGAGGAAGGUGAAUCGAACAUCUACUACUGGAACACCAACAGUUGCUACAAAAAGACCAACUUUAAGCUGGUGUACAAGAGCGUGCUCGGCCUGUACGCAACCCACGUGUUCCCAGAUCUCAAUCUUAACCGUCUCCUGGUGCUGGAAAGCGAUUUCCCAAGCUACGUGAAGGAUCAUGCUGGCUGUGGUACGCUCCAUCAAAUUUCCAUCCUCGAUGGAAGCUGCAAGUGUCAUGGAGGUUCGUAA